Fraxinus pennsylvanica is the source of this 1002-nucleotide messenger RNA. NCBI's taxonomy places the organism in Eukaryota, Viridiplantae, Streptophyta, Magnoliopsida, Lamiales, Oleaceae. The record is from the annotation of a GenBank genome assembly.
AUGGGACCAUCGCCCCAGCACUGUAAAAACGCCUUUUCCUCCAUCAUUCUAAAUCCCAAAAGGAUCAGCAUUCGGUGCCAUAGAGAAGAGGAUCUUCUGUUAUUGCAAGAACAUUUGAAGUUUUUUGCACUAUUCCAGACUAAAAUAAUUAAUAUACACGAGAUGUGGUCUUUGUAUAUUCUUGCAAACAAAUUUUUGAAACCAGAUGAAAGAAAAAAUGAAGGAUCAGCGGGAAAUAAUUUGGAAAUUGUUGAACCCUACCAAAUCAAACAGUCAUCGAGAAAAGAUGAAAGAUAUGGUUCAGUUUUGUCCCGUUUCAUUGAAGUGCCUCAUAUAAACCAACUACGCACGUGGGACUGCGGCCUUGCUUGCGUUCUAAUGGUUUUGAGAACUCUUGGCAUCUAUAAUUGCAAUAUUCAGGAACUGGAGGAGCUGUGCUCCACGACAAGUAUUUGGACGGUUGAUUUAGCCUAUUUGCUGCAGAAGUUUUCUGUAAGAUUUUCCUACUGUACAGUAACCUUAGGAGCCAACCCAAAUUUUUAUGUGGAGACAUUUUACAAGGAGCAAUUGCCUAACGAUCUAGUUCGAGUAAAUAUGUUAUUUCAAGAAGCUCGGAAAGCUGGAAUCAAUAUAGAGCGCAGAUCUGUUAGUGCAGAUGAAAUUUCUGAGCGUAUCUUAUCUGGAAAAUAUAUUGCUAUUGCUUUGGUUGACCAGUACAAACUAAGUCGUUCUUGCCUAAAGGAUGUUUAUGUCUCUGACUUCUAUAGUGGCAGCCCUGGCUACACAGGUCAUUAUGUCAUUAUAUGUGGUUAUGAUGCCGUUACAAAUGAGUUUGAGAUUCGAGAUCCCGCCAUUUCAAGGAAAUUUGAGAGGGUCGCAUCAUCGUGUUUAGAAGAAUCCCGCAAAUCCUUCGGUACUGAUGAGGAUAUACUUCUGAUAUCGCUGGAGAAAGGAGAGAAUCAACAAAACACCUCAGAGCCGAUAUCUUUGUAUCCAUGUUAA